This is a messenger RNA of Emiliania huxleyi CCMP1516, 733 nucleotides long. RefSeq lists its product as hypothetical. The record is from RefSeq and is a predicted model, not a curated record. Lineage: Eukaryota; Haptophyta; Isochrysidales; Noelaerhabdaceae. The transcript has 4 exons. The coding region runs from base 17 to 733 and encodes 238 amino acids.
GGGCUUCUGCGCGCUCAUGGCCUUCAUCCUCUUCGGCAUGGCCGAGUUCUUCACGCUCCUCUCCCUCGUCAAGGCCAACGACCUGACCCUCGUCGCCUCGCUGAUCAUCGCCUUCUUCCUGCUCCUCAAGAUCCUCCUCGACUCAGUGUACGUCCUCACGACGAUGCUCCCCGGCCUCAAGCUCGUCGCCUUCUUCGUCGGCCAGGUCAUCUUUGCGGUCACGCUAGCCAUCUUCUACUUUGACGAGAUCGUCGACAACUACUGGUUCAAGACGCACGGCAACUACGACCUGCAGGACUACGUCCCCGGCCUCAAUACCUUCUCCGACGACGGGCAGCCGUGGGCCAUCCCGGUCCGCAUCUCGCUCAUCUUCUUCUUCUCGACGGCGGCCACGAUCUCCUUCUGCUCCUUCGCCCAAUGCGCAAACGAGCUCCUCUUCUCACCUCGCCCUCGCGGUGCCGCCGCAGGCUGCCUCAUCGACGCCCUCGGCCUCGGCGUCGUCGGGGCCGUGGCCGUCACCGGCGCGACGGGCCGCGGCGGCGUCGACUUUGCAGCCUAUUCGACCAAUGCCCGGGCGGUGACCGCGGAGGACAUGGACCCGCUCAUUGCGCUUAGCGCCAAGCCAUCCGACGUCGACCCGGAGAGCGGCGGCAUCGCCUACAAACGGCUCGAGCCCCCCCAGAGGCCGCGGCCAUCGAAGAAGCAAGUCGAAUCAAUGCGCGGCGCCAAGUAG